This is a messenger RNA of Cynocephalus volans (Philippine flying lemur), 2895 nucleotides long. RefSeq names its product epithelial splicing regulatory protein 1 (gene ESRP1). Gene Ontology annotation, molecular function: mRNA binding. Lineage: Eukaryota; Metazoa; Chordata; Mammalia; Dermoptera; Cynocephalidae. Bases 118 to 2151 code for a protein of 677 amino acids. The record is from RefSeq and is a predicted model, not a curated record. The transcript has 16 exons.
GGGGGGGCGCUCUUUCUUUUUCUCUUGGAAGAGGGUUUAGCACAGGUUUUCUUGUUCUUGCUUCCACCUCACCUCACUGCCUCCCGACCCCCCUUCUCCCCCUCCCCACCUAUCGUCAUGACGGCCUCUCCGGAUUACUUGGUGGUGCUUUUUGGAAUCACUGCUGGGGCCACCGGGGCCAAGCUGGGCUCGGAUGAGAAGGAACUGAUCCUGUUGUUAUGGAAAGUGGUGGAUCUGGCCAAUAAGAAGGUGGGACAGUUGCACGAAGUACUAGUUAGACCGGAUCAGUUGGAACUGACGGAGGACUGCAAAGAAGAAACUAAGAUAGACGCCGAAAGCCUGUCCUCGGCGUCGCAGCUGGACCAAGCCCUCCGACAGUUUAACCAGUCAGUGAGCAAUGAAUUGAAUAUUGGGGUAGGGACUUCCUUCUGUCUCUGUACUGAUGGGCAGCUUCACGUCAGGCAAAUCCUGCAUCCUGAGACUUCCAAGAAGAAUGUAUUACUACCUGAAUGCUUCUAUUCCUUUUUUGAUCUUCGAAAAGAAUUCAAGAAGUGUUGCCCUGGUUCACCUGAUAUUGACAAACUGGAUGUUGCAGCAAUGACAGAGUGUUUAAACUUGGAGAAGAAUAGUUCAGUCUCCCGAUAUGGAGCCUCUCAAGUUGAAGAUAUGGGGAAUAUAAUUUUAGCAAUGAUUUCAGAACCUUAUAAUCACAGGUUUUCAGAUCCAGAGAGAGUAAAUUACAAAUUUGAAAGUGGUACUUGCAGCAAGAUGGAACUUAUUGAUGAUAACACCGUAGUCAGAGCGCGAGGUUUACCAUGGCAAUCUUCAGAUCAAGAUAUUGCAAGAUUCUUCAAGGGACUCAAUAUUGCCAAGGGAGGUGCAGCACUUUGUCUGAAUGCUCAGGGUCGAAGGAAUGGAGAAGCUCUGGUUAGGUUUGUAAGUGAGGAGCACAGAGACCUAGCACUACAGAGGCACAAACAUCACAUGGGGACUCGGUACAUCGAGGUUUACAAAGCAACAGGUGAAGAUUUUCUUAAAAUUGCUGGUGGUACGUCCAAUGAGGUAGCUCAGUUUCUCUCCAAGGAAAAUCAAGUCAUUGUCCGUAUGCGGGGGCUCCCUUUCACCGCCACAGCUGAAGAAGUAGUGGCCUUCUUUGGACAGCAUUGCCCCAUCACUGGAGGGAAGGAAGGCAUCCUCUUUGUCACCUACCCAGAUGGUAGGCCAACAGGAGAUGCUUUUGUCCUCUUUGCUUGUGAGGAAUAUGCACAGAAUGCAUUGAGGAAGCAUAAGGACUUGUUGGGUAAAAGAUACAUUGAACUCUUCAGGAGCACAGCAGCUGAAGUUCAGCAGGUGCUGAAUCGAUUCUCCUCGGCCCCUCUCAUCCCACUUCCAACCCCUCCCAUUAUUCCAGUACUACCUCAGCAAUUUGUGCCCCCUACAAAUGUUAGAGACUGUAUACGACUUCGAGGUCUUCCCUAUGCAGCCACAAUAGAAGACAUCUUGGACUUCCUGGGGGAGUUCUCCACAGAUAUUCGUACUCAUGGGGUUCACAUGGUAUUGAAUCACCAGGGCCGCCCAUCAGGAGAUGCCUUUAUCCAGAUGAAGUCUGCGGACAGAGCAUUUAUGGCUGCACAGAAGUGUCAUAAAAAAACCAUGAAGGACAGAUAUGUUGAAGUCUUUCAGUGUUCAGCUGAGGAGAUGAACUUUGUGUUAAUGGGGGGCACUUUAAAUCGAAAUGGCUUAUCCCCACCGCCAUGCCUGUCUCCUCCCUCCUACACAUUUCCAGCUCCUGCGGCAGUUAUUCCUACCGAAGCUGCCAUUUAUCAGCCCUCUGUGCUUUUGAACCCACGAGCACUGCAGCCCUCCACAGCAUACUACCCAGCGGGCACUCAGCUCUUCAUGAACUACACAGCAUACUAUCCCAGCCCCCCAGGUUCGCCUAAUAGUCUUGGCUACUUCCCUACAGCUGCUAAUCUUAGCGGUGUCCCUCCACAGCCUGGCACGGUGGUCAGAAUGCAGGGCCUGGCCUACAAUACUGGAGUUAAGGAAAUUCUUAACUUCUUCCAAGGUUACCAGUAUGCAACCGAGGAUGGACUUGUACACACAAAUGACCAGGCAAGGACUCUACCCAAAGAAUGGGUUUGUAUUUAAGGGCCCCAGCAGUUAGAGCAUCCUCAGAAAAGAAGUGUUUGAAAGAUGUAUGAUCCUGAAACCGUCAGACAAAAGAAAACUUCUAGCAAUUUCAGGGGAAGUUUGUCUACACUCAGGCUGCAGUAUUUUUAGCAAACAUAAUUGGACAGUAGGCCUGUGCCUUAUCUUUUGGUGGAGUGAAAAAUUUGAGCCAGUGAAGCCAAAUUCUUAUAGCAGGCAUCAGGCAGCUAUACCUGGCUCCUUGCUGAUUGCAAAUAGGCAUUUAAAAUGUGAAUUGGAAAUCAGAUGUCUCCAUUACUUCCAGCUAAAGUGGCGCAUCAUAGGUGUUUCCUAAGUUUUAAGUCUUGGAUUAAAAAAAAUACUCCACUAGUGUCUACCAUCUCUACCAUGAACUCUGUUAUAGAAGCUUCAUUUUUGUGUGUUCCCACUCUUUUCUCUCCAUUCCCCUGUCUUCUACACAGUCAUGCCUUCUUGCUGAGUAAUUCAAGAAUAAGAUUUUGAAAUACUUAAUCACAAACUUCAAAGUGAUGAAAUAAAACCAAUUAUUUUCCUAGUCUCUCGGCCAUCAUGAUGUCUUAUAUAGUUAAAAAACAAUUAUAACCAUUUUUAAAAACACCUGAGGAUAAAUUAGAAGAAAUGGUGCACCCUCCACUAAACAUUUGUAGUCAAAAAAUUUGGAACGUUUUCUCAGCAGGAACCAGUUGUAAACAGGAAGGAACUAGGGGCCAAAAUGCGAAACCAAAA